UAGGCGUGUUCUGAUUGGUCAGCGAGGCUUGUCAGUCAGCCUCAAAGCCGAGGGUAAUUUUUAAGAGGCUGUGGAAGACUUUUGUGUCCCUUUUAGAAACACCUCCCGCUGCACCGCCAUGGCCACCAAGAAGAACGCCAAAAUCAACCUCAAACCUAAAGAUGGUACUAAGGUCCAGGCGCCCACCAAGAACCGAAAGAAGGCGGAGCCUGAGUCCAGUAGCAGCACCUUCUUCACGUGGUUUAUCGUUCUCGCUCUCCUGGGCGUGUGGACGUCCAUAGCGGUGGUCUACUUCAACCUGGUGGACUACCAGGGAGUUCUCGGGAAGCUGGCAGCCUACGACAAGGACGGGGAUGGUGACUUUGACCUCCAGGACGCCAAAAUCCUGCUUGGACUGAACCAGAAAAGCGAUGAGGCUGACGUGACUUUCCCUGACUUUGCUGCCCCGGUGGUGAUGUCCGAGCCUCAACCUUCAGACGAGGAACUGGACCAGGAGCCUGAGGACUUUACUUCCCACCAUGAAGAUGCUGCUGACGAAGAUGAUGAAGUGGAGACGCCUGAACCGGAACCUUCUUCUGAGGAUGUGGUGGAGCCUGACCCUGUGCCUGUGGAAGACGACUGGGAAGCAGUGGACAUGGAUUUACUCCGAACAGAUGCUGUACCUGAGGACUCAGCAGAAGCUGACAUGGACGACUCGUUGCCCGAGCAAGAAGCUGAGCAUGAACACAUACAGGAAGCUGAGGACCACUCUGAGAUACUUGAGGAGGAUCCUGAGGUCCUGGAGGAGGAACUUCCUGCUGCCCAAGAGGCGUCUCCGGAUCGGGAGACAGACGUGGCGGACUUGAAGGCAGCGCUGGAGGAUCUGGCGGACGAAGAACCGGCCGCGGAACAGGUCCUCGUCGUCGACCAAGAAGUUGCGUCGGACGAGGACUGGGCGGAGGCCGUGGACGUUGUCACGGAGUCUGAGGACCAUGCUGGUGAUAUAGGAGACCAAGGUGAGGAGAUGCUGGAGGAUCUGGCUGGCGAGGAGAUCCUGGAGGACCUGGACCAUGAGGAGCAUGAUGCUGCUGAGGAGAUCCUGGAGGACCUGGACCAUGAGGAGCAUGAUGCUGCUGAGCAGAUCCUGGAGGAUGUGGACCAUGAGGAGCAUGCUGCUGCUGAGGAGAUCCUGGAGGACGUGGACCAUGAGGAGCAUGCUGCUGAGAAUGGAGACCAAGGUGAGGAGAUCCUGGAAGACCUGUACCAUGAAGAACAUGCUGCUGAGAAUGAAGACCAAGGUGAGGAGAUCCUGGAGGACCCUGAGGCCGAGGAUCCAGCAGCAGCGUAUUCGUCCGACCAGACCGAGGAACCCGCUGAAGAAGAAGAAGAGGUUGAUCCCUUUGAAGCGGGCGACGCCCCAGAAGAACCGCAGGACAGUUUUUACGAUUUCAUGGAAGCGCAAAGAGAAAACGAGGAGGAGGAGCUUGCAACCUUUGAAGCGGAUCAAGAGGAGGUGCACCCAGAAGUGGAAGAAAAGGAGCCGGGUCCCUCGGACCUGGAUGUGGAUGUGGACGAGGAGGCAGGAGACGUCUCUGCCUCUGAAGAGCGCAGUGAACAAUAAGAACUUGUGAUGUGAUCCAACCCCCAUAACACUAGUAGAGUUCCUGACCUCACUAUUUGUCUUUUAAUGUGAAAGGGCAGACGCAGCCGUCUGCAACUUAUUGUUUUAGAUAUUUAUUAACAACACCCGUCUGUGGAGACAAAUGAGAAAAUAUGCAAAAAACCACCUGACUGUUUUUUUUUUUUGUGUUUGUUUUUGUGUGUUCACUUUCAUUUGGAAUUCAUCUUAAGUUUUGUGUUUGUACGCUUUUGUUUUUUUUUGGCGCUAGGGACCGUUGUUGAAUAAAUUGUUGUUGUGAUCCACUUUCUCUUUGUUGUUUGAUUUCUCCUUUCUGUCAGCCGGAUUGCUAAAAAAAAAAAAAAAAAAAAAAAGGGAAGAUAUUUUAUUAAAAAUAAAAAAAAAAUAGCAUAAUGUAAAGUAAAAAAGUGCAAAUGUUAAAACUUUGUUGUAUUUUUUUUUUUUUUUUUUAAGUGUUGACUUUAUUGCUACCUAGCAUGUGUUCCUUUGGGAAAAGAAAAACUAAUUAAAAUAGCCACAAUCCUUAGGUUUUACACCAUGUAAAAAUAUGUACUUUUAUUUUACUUUAAUCCAGGAUGCUUUGUGUUGUGUUUGUCCUCUUUUCCUUCUUUUUGUCAUUUUUCUGCCCCUUUUGUAUUGUUGUUCCUUAUUUUUGUAAUAAAGACUUUUUGAUAUUGUGGA
Messenger RNA from Nerophis ophidion (straightnose pipefish), 2299 nucleotides. RefSeq names its product aspartyl/asparaginyl beta-hydroxylase-like. The record is from RefSeq and is a predicted model, not a curated record. NCBI's taxonomy places the organism in Eukaryota, Metazoa, Chordata, Actinopteri, Syngnathiformes, Syngnathidae. Gene Ontology annotation, cellular component: membrane; endoplasmic reticulum. The coding region runs from base 119 to 1600 and encodes 493 amino acids. The transcript is spliced from 9 exons. Gene Ontology annotation, molecular function: peptidyl-aspartic acid 3-dioxygenase activity. Gene Ontology annotation, biological process: peptidyl-aspartic acid hydroxylation.